AUGCAGACACAACUCCGUGAAAUAGUUCUUUCUCUUGGUGAAGGACUUACUGAUGAAUGCUUCCUUCCAAUUACGUUAUAUUGUAAUAAAUUGGAAUCAGUCACUCUUUGGUGGUGUAGUGGUUUCACGGAUUUAGCAUUUCAAUCACUAGCAUACAACCGAAACGCUGGCUUGAAACGUCUUCAAUUCUAUCAUGUUAAGGAUUUAACCGAUCAUCUUGAAAAAUUACAAGCACAUCGACGUUUAAAAGAUGUACAUUUUUAUUUUUGUAAUAUUGAUGAUGAUCUGAAAGGUUAUUAUCAGGAUCAAA
Racocetra fulgida is the source of this 310-nucleotide messenger RNA. Lineage: Eukaryota; Fungi; Glomeromycota; Glomeromycetes; Diversisporales; Gigasporaceae. The record is from the annotation of a GenBank genome assembly.